This is a messenger RNA of Vigna unguiculata (cowpea), 997 nucleotides long. It is a transcript of the gene MKK10, whose product is annotated as MAP kinase kinase 10. Gene Ontology annotation, molecular function: MAP kinase kinase activity; ATP binding. Gene Ontology annotation, biological process: protein phosphorylation; MAPK cascade. Lineage: Eukaryota; Viridiplantae; Streptophyta; Magnoliopsida; Fabales; Fabaceae. The record is from RefSeq and is a predicted model, not a curated record.
AUGACAUUGGUUAUCAGAGAGAGGAGACACAAACAAGCUCUGAGCCUUUCAUUACCAAAAUCUCUUUCAAUUCCAUCAUCAAAUUCAGAUUCUCCUCACCAAAUUCACGUACCAGUACUCACAUCCCCAUCUUCUUCUUCUUCUUCUUCCCAUGUACACUCUUCUCCAAGCAUUAUCAAGGACCUUUCGGAUCUUGAGAAGCGAGAAGUUCUUGGCCAUGGCAAUGGUGGCACAGUCUACAAAGUUUAUCACACCAAAACUCGCUCUUUCUAUGCCUUGAAAGUGCUACGUUUGAAUGGCAUUCGCCAACCCGUGGAGGCUGAGAUUCUAAAACGAGUGGAUUCACCGUAUAUAGUAAAGUGUCAUGCAGUUUUUGAUAGUGGUAACAGUAAUAAUGAUGGAGACAAAAGAGGUGACAUUAGCUUUGUUAUGGAAUACAUGGAAGGAGGGUCGUUGAAUGAUGUGUUGAGACAACAUCGUAUACUGUCGGAGAAGGUUAUAUCAGUGUUGGCAAGGCGUGUUUUGGAAGGACUUGGUUAUUUACAUGGCAUGAACAUUGUGCAUAGAGAUAUUAAACCAUCAAAUUUACUUAUUAAUGGUAAAGGGGAGGUAAAGAUUGCAGAUUUUGGAGUGAGUCAUGUGGUGGAGGGUAGGUUUGAAGGAAAUGAGAAUGAUGCAGGAACUUGUGCUUACAUGAGUCCAGAAAGGAUUGAUCCAGAAAGAUGGGGUGGUGAAAAUGCAGAUGAGUUUGCAGGAGAUGUGUGGUCAAUGGGAGUAGUAAUGUUGGAAUGUCUUUUGGGUUAUUUUCCAUUGAUUGGUGCAGGGCAAAGACCAGAUUGGGCAACUUUGAUGUGUGCAAUUUGCUUUGGUGAGAAGUUGGAGAUGCCAGAAAAAGCAUCACCAGAGUUUCAAAAUUUUGUGAGGAGGUGUCUUGAGAAGAAUUGGAGGAAGAGAGCAACAGUGUUAGAACUUCUGCAUCACCCUUUUGUGAGUUAAA